Stegastes partitus (bicolor damselfish) is the source of this 4564-nucleotide messenger RNA. It is a transcript of the gene bcl7a, whose product is annotated as BAF chromatin remodeling complex subunit BCL7A. The transcript is spliced from 7 exons. Bases 107 to 706 code for a protein of 199 amino acids. NCBI's taxonomy places the organism in Eukaryota, Metazoa, Chordata, Actinopteri, Pomacentridae. The record is from RefSeq and is a predicted model, not a curated record.
CACAAUCAAACAGUCCGCGCAGGCGCACUGGCUCCUCUGUGCGCUCUACUGUUUGCAUUGUGUCUGAACUGCCGGCGAGCUUUAAAAAUAUUAUACCACCGCGGCAAUGUCGGGCAGGUCGGUCCGAGCUGAGACCCGGAGCAGGGCGAAAGAUGACAUCAAGAGGGUCAUGGCCGCUAUUGAGAAAGUACGAAAAUGGGAGAAGAAAUGGGUGACUGUUGGAGACACGUCCCUUCGCAUCUACAAGUGGGUUCCGGUGACGGAGCCCAAAUCAGAUGACAAAAACAAGAAUAAGAAGAAGGGCAAAGAUGAGAAAUACGGCUCAGAGGUGACGACUCCAGAGAACAGCUCCUCUCCGGGGAUGAUGGACAUGCAUGAUGACAACAGCAACCAGAGUUCCAUCGCCGACUCAUCCCCGGUGAAACAGGAAAACAGUUGUAGCACCAGCCCCGCCCCGGAGCCCACCACCGCAUCGCACCGCGACAGCAGUGAGACCAAGACUGACCAGAGCCCGGACAGCAAGAGGGGUAAGACCAUCCCUUCAUCAGAGACCUCAGAGAGAGCACAAAGUGCCAAGAGAGAAAGUCUGUCCUCAGGGGAGAAGGACUCUUCAGACAGCAAAGCCACUCAGGACCUGGAGGAGGAGGCCCCGCCCAGCAAGAAAAGCAAACUGGAGUCCUCGUCUCAGGACUUUGAGGAGAGUUAAAUGUUUGGGGCUGAGUGAUUCUCUCCUUCCCUCACCCGUCCCCUCUCUCUGUACCUCCCCCAUUAACUCUAGAUGAUUUAGGGCUAAUGGACACACCGGCUCUCCUCUCACUCCUCUUUUUUUCCCCCCUCUCCCCUACUCUACCCAAACUCUUCAAUACCAAAGGGAGAAUGGACAUCUCCCUGCCUCCCUCCCUCCCCCUCUAACACUCCCCUGCCACAGAGGGAGAAUGGAUAUUACCUCUGGUCCCCUCCGUGCUUCCUUCCAGUCCUCCACACUCUUCACUAAUGCCAAGAGAAAGUGUCGACCCCCUGGCUGCAACCCCCUCUGCGACCAGGGGCGGCGCUGUCAGCCCAGCCACCGCCAGGCCAGACGACAAACACUGACCUGCAUCUGUGACUAAAAGAGUAAACACUGGGGAUCUGAGACGAGGACGAGGUCGGCCGCAGACGCUGCUCUGAGACCGCUUUCUAAUCACUGCUAACGGUUUAGCUCAGGAGGCUAACCCGGUCUCAGAUCAGCGGCCGCGGGAGGGGAAACCUCCACCCCAUGACCACGUCGCUUCAAUCCUCCCGAUUCGCCUCCUGUUAGACUAAUGUUCUAUAUUUGUUUAGGAAACGUUUAGGGUUUUUUUCUCAGGAGGGUCAAUGCACUGUUAUGGUAUGUCACAAUCGAUCACAGAUAGAUUUGCUGCUGUAGUGGAUGUCUUUUUUCUCCAUUCACGUGUUUUUUAAAGUGAAUUAGUUUGUGGUUCGUAGAGGAAGAAGACGACGGUACUGAACGAGAUAAACUCUUGGAUAAGUAGUGAAGGCCGGUAGCGUAGGUCCUGGAGGUGUGCCUUGAGUUGCUACGAUUUUAAAUACACGUUUUAGGUCAAGCAGGUUUUGAAUUACAAUUUUGGUGCCAUGUUUUAUUUGUUUUUUUUGUUUUGUUUUGGGGGUUUUUUUUGCCUUAUAAUUGUCACUAAUUAGUUAUAUCCAAUAUUUAUACUCAAUCACAACAGUUUGGUUAAAGGAAUAGUUAAACAUUUUGGGAAACAUUUGCUUUCUUGCAGAGAGCAGACGGAGGUUUGCUGCAGCCAGGAGAUGGUUAGCUUAGCUUAGCUUAGCUUAGCAUAACGGCUGGAAACAAAGGGAAACAGUCAAGAGAUAAAAUCCACCUUUUAACUGGAGCAAAGUGGAAAUCAGCAAAUGACAAAGGCUGCAAUGGAGGACUUAAGAAGUGUGGUUAUUAAAUAAUGAAACUGUAGUUUAAUUUGAUACCAUUUGAGCAGAUUGAAACAUUGUUGGUUGUUUAUUCUGAUCAAAGAUGAAUGUUUGAGAAGUGACAAACCCAACCGUCAUUAGCAUUAAUAGCUUUAUUUGCGUUAUUUGGAUGAAUCUGUUCAAUGUGUUCCUGAUUGACUGUUUGGUCUGUAAAAUGAGAAACAAAAUGAAAAAAAUAUUCAAUAUUAGGAUCUGGAUUUGGAGGAAAAAAAAAAUUCCUCCAUUUGAUGAACCGAAUCCCUAAAUUGUUUGAGAUUAAUUCAAUAGUUGACGACUAAUCCAUUCAUCGGUUAAUUGUUGCAGCUCUAAAGCACAGUGUCAUUAUUUCACAGCCACACCUCCUACGUUUUAUAGCGGGGUUUAAAAUGGGACAGUGGGUUCAUAAACUCAUGCUGGUCUACUUGUGUGACAGCUGCACCUCUGAUGGCGUCUCGUAGAAAUCUUCUCCAUCACAGGAUGUUUGUUACAGUGAUACUUUCAAAUUAUUUGUAUCGCAAAAAUAUUUUCCCCAAAUCAUUCAGCUUUACUUCUAAAACUUCCAAAGUCUCUGAGGCCAAACAGCAUCUCUUCUCAUCUGCUGCUGCUGCUUCCAGAACAUGGAUCUGUACAAACAGGAUUUCAUAUUUGGGGUUUGUCUCUGUGUUCCGCACUAGAACUGAACAAUUUGAGGAAAAUAUCUUAAAUUAGAUUUUUCUGAGAGAUACUGUGAUGAGAGUUUUGCUCUAAUUGUUUUAGCUGCAGUUCAGUAUUGACUGUGUGAUAGACGAUGAUGUGAUGGAGGGUUUUCACACCAUCAGAAGUGUGACUGUCGCAUGAGGAUGGAUCUGUAACGCCACAGCCACAGUUCAAACUCUGUGUUGCACAACAUAUAUCCUAAAUUGCAACCUCUGUAAUUUUCUGAUUACAUCGAUUCAGAUUUUGAUUGGUUCAGCCCGACUCCACAAAGCAAACUGUGGCGUUGUUUACACGUUACAUUUCUGAAGUUUUCCUCCAGAAAGUCGCUGCUUCUGUCUCAGAAACAGUCUGGCACAUAACUCUCUGUGAAACCACAACGGAUCUUGUUUUACACUUUGUUUUUGUAUGAAUGAAAUGAAAUUCAGCACGUUAAUUGGUGAGCUUUAGGGGUGCUGCUAGGUGCAGCUCAGUGCAUCUCACUGUUGUGUGCCAGGUUACUUCUGGGCACAUGACCUCACCUGGAGGGAAACUAGCCAACAAGCCACUGAGUGUUAGAGGUUUGAUAAAGUGGAGGUUUUUUUUUUUUUUUUUGCAGUAGAACUGCAACAAAUAAUUGCUUUGACUGUCGAUUUAUUAUUGUCAGUUAUUUUCUUGAUUUCUAAUUUGGUCCACAAAAAGUGAGACAAAUUCUGAAAAAUGUUGAUCAGUGUUUCCCAAAGUCCAGGAUUGUCCACAACCCCAAAAUACCCAUUUACUGUCAAAAAGGAGGGGGAAAAAACAGAAAAUAACACAUUGAAGAACCUAUAAUCAGACAGUAUAGACUUUUUUUUUUAUCAUAGUGGCUGACAACUUGUUGAAUGACUUGUUGCUGAGCAAACCAUCUCUUAGUGCUGCAGUGGCUUCAGUCUACUCACACAGCUCUCAGUAAGGAAGCAAAUGAGCGCAUUUUUUCCUUUAAAAGUGGAAUUUGAACACUACUCAGAAGUUAAUUUGACCAUCUGCACACCUCAUUAGUCCGAUCUCCUGGUUGUUGAUCUGCGUCGUCUUCAGGUGGUUUUUGUGCGCCUGAAGUCGGAGCAGAGCAGUUUCUGGUUUUCCCGUCACAUUUCUCCUCUGUCAGUGUUCUGUGUAUCACUACUUAUCUUCGACCUGCAGGUGUUUGUGUAGCUCCCCACAGAAGGGUCCAGUCUUUUAGCUCAAACAUUGGUUUUGAUCCUCCUUCAAGGUGCUGUCUGUCGGCUGAAUCCAUACCUGCGUGGCAUCCAGCUCUCGGUUUUGUGCAGAUUUGUGCAAAUUUACUUGAACUUUCUCGUACGGAUUCAGACCUAUGACCUCUAAUGUGCAAACCUCACACGUGUCACAUUUAUGAGUCAAUAUUGUGAGUAUGGAUUGAGAUGAAUUGAAUCACUGCAAACCAAUGACUUCAUAACAUAACAGGGGCUACAGAUGACUGAUUUCAACAAAUCAGCAUUCACAUGGAUGGAGAGAAAAGAAACUAAAAAUGAUAAUUGUCUCAGUUUAGAGGAUGGAUUAGCAUAUACCUCAUUCCCAGUCCAGCAGCGCUGGAACUUAAAAUGCUAUUGUAUUGACAUUAACAGUUAUAAACAGCAUUAUGUACACUCAGUUUAAGAAAAAAGUCUCACUUAUGUUGUAGCUUUCACCUGAUCGAGCCAAUUGCUUAUAGUUUGCUCAUAACUGUGUUUUAAAAAAAGCAACAAAAAAAGACGAGCUGUGAGAUAUAAAAUCUUGUAUGUUGUUUUCUUUUUUUGUUUUUGUUUUCUUUUCUUGGGACCAUUUUGUUUUUUCUUUUGAACUUGUACAGAUUUAUGGUUUGGUUUGACUUAUUUAUUCCAUCAGUAGUGCUUGGUUUUUAUCAUGUCCAAUGGUUUUGUUUUCUUAAUAAAAGUCACAAAACAAA